Scedosporium apiospermum is the source of this 1488-nucleotide messenger RNA. RefSeq lists its product as uncharacterized. Lineage: Eukaryota; Fungi; Ascomycota; Sordariomycetes; Microascales; Microascaceae. The record is from RefSeq and is a predicted model, not a curated record. The transcript has 3 exons. The coding region runs from base 1 to 1488 and encodes 495 amino acids.
AUGCCGCGUGGCUCAAGGAAUUCGUCGUUGUCAGGCACAAUAUCGACGCCAUCAAGCUACGACUUCUGUAGUGAAAAGGAAGUAGUGCCUGGCACAGCACCGGAGGUCGUCCCCGGUGUAGGCCUGGAGCUAGCGCGCCACGAUGGCUUGGAAGUCCUGGUCCCCCCGCCUUCCCCGCCGCCGCGGACGAUACUGUUUCCCACGCGACUCGGGACGCCGAGAAGGCGAAUUGUUGUUAUUGCCAGCGCCGUGGCGGUUCUGCUUGCCAUAAUCGCGGGAAUUACUGCUGGGGUGGUUGUUGCGACGAGGAAAAAGAACGACGAUAGCAAUGACGACGAUAUACCCCUUGAUAUGGCAGGUAGCAAGAGUAUUUCGACGAUCAGCUGGGUCGACGGACGCAAUGAGACGCAAAUACGUCUCUAUUACAUUAGUGCCGAGAACGAAUUGAUGGAGGCUGUGGGCGGCCCGAACGGGACUUGGGAGCACACGCCGUUGGGCUUCACGGCCAUAGGAGGCUCUGAUGUUGCGGCAGCUGUCAAUCGGCCAAAUGAACGUCCGGACUUGUGGGGAUAUCCUGAUAUGUACGACGUGCUGGGUGUGGAGAGGGUGAUGGUGGACGGACCUUUGAAUGACGACCCUCUAAGCAUACAUGUGUACUACGUCGACACCAACUCUUUUAUCCACGAUAUCAUUUUUGAAGAUGGCCGUUGGCACGAUGGGGAUCUCGCGAGGAGUCAAUACGUUUCUUGCUGGAACUGCACUCUCAGCGCGUUUACAAGGCAAUGUUACGGCGGAUGUUCGGAAGCCUCCGCCAUGGUGGCCUAUCGCGACGAAAAAGGGGCUGUUACGGUUGCCAACCAGACUUUACUCGGCUGGACGAGGGAAACGCUCGAUUUGGAUAUUAGCCUAGAGAGUCGACUGGUUCUGCAGCAGCGGUACGACAAUUUCACUACGGACACGAUUGACCUGUACUAUCAGCACAGGAAUGUGUCUCUGGUCAGAGCAAGCUGGAGCCCGAGGCAACCGGGAGCUCAAGAAUACACCUGGUCACUCAUAGACUGGGUCUUUGAUGCUAUCCCUGUGAAAGUCCCGAUAACGGUCUAUUCGACAUAUACCUACUUGUCGUUUGAUUCCGGGGCUAGAGAAUGGAAGGAGCUGGCAUAUCUAUAUUGGGUGACAGACGAGGGGAUAAGAGCUACAUGCUGGGCUCGAAGUAGGCGGAUUUCAUCUGAGGGAGAGCUGCGUGUUCCCACGUGGGACACGACGGACCUGGGAAUCCUCCCUGUUACCAAGCCGGACCUUGUCCCCCCCGAGUCCUUUUGGCUUUCUUCCACCGGCGGUCAGCUCUUUAUCUCUGAGAGACUCAGAGAUCAGGCAUCUCAUAUUUUACAGCUGCGGUAUACCAACGGUACGCUACCGGAGAAAGCCGCCGAGGGUUGGGUUGUGACUGGGCCGCUUGAGGGGAUUGAAAGCAAUUGGGGAUACUAA